GGGACAUUAGCUCCAGAAGUUCGCGGGGAAGUUUAAGACGAAAUCAUGUUCAGGUUACUGAUACCGUGUUUGAUAUGGCUGUCAAGCGUCCGUUCGGAGACCGCGAUGAACAUGCACAUGCCGGACGGCAUGAUGGAAGACAAAACGUCGAUGGAGGCCUGGAUGAAGCCGAAGAGGGAAUCCUACCAUAAUCCAUGCCCUCCGGUUUACUCUCACCCGAUCUCGUAUUCACCGCCGCCACAAAUUUUCGUGAAACCAGCGAUUCAGUACGUCCCUAAGCCGAUGAUCACCUACGUGAAGCCAGCGCCGCCUCCGGUCAUUCUGAAGCCGACGCCGGCACCCGUAAUCGUGAAACCGGUGGUUCAAUCCAAAGUGGUUUAUCCGAUCUAUCAGAAGCCGAUGGUGUCCUAUGCCCCGAUUUACCAUAAGCCCAUGUAUUACGCACCCAUAGUGCAAAAGCUGAUGUACGAGUCACCCAAGGUGUACCUCAAGAAGUACGACGUGCAACCCAUCGUUCAUAAGCCUCAGAUUUCGUACCCGAUUCAGUAUCAGCAUCCGAAGGUCGUACAGGUGCAACCGCAGCAGUACAGCUUCGUGAAGAUAGCCCAACCCGUUCAUCCUCUGCCCGCUUACCAAUCGGUCGUAAAACCGUAUUGUCCAUAAAGUAAUCGACGCGUUGACGUCGCAAAGUCGAUCGGUUUCGAAAAUGUUUCAGUGCCUUCGCGAAGUUUUAUCGCGCCACGAUUGCCUUAACGGAUAGUAAUCGAGCUGUAAUUUAGCAAAGUUUCUAUGUCACAGAUUGUACAAUAAAAAAAGGAAGUAUCAAUU
This is a messenger RNA of Megachile rotundata (alfalfa leafcutting bee), 828 nucleotides long. RefSeq lists its product as uncharacterized. NCBI's taxonomy places the organism in Eukaryota, Metazoa, Arthropoda, Insecta, Hymenoptera, Megachilidae. The record is from RefSeq and is a predicted model, not a curated record.